UCAACCAAAACCAAACACUAAUCAAUAAAUUUUUAUAUGGCUUCAAGAAAACCAAAGGCCAAACCGGCUAAUCGCCAAUCUGUGAGGCACCCUAGCCACAACCAUCCGUUGCGUGUCUUUAAAGCCAAAGAAGAGGAUGAGGCCGCAUGCUCUGGCUGCGAGCUCGAGCUGAUCGGGCAAGCUUUCAAGUGUAUAGAGUCAGACUGCGAUUACUUCUUACACAAGUCAUGUUUCGACCUUCCUAGUGAGACUCAUCACAAGUCUCACCAGGACCACCCUCUGACCUUGCUCCAUUCCCCACCAGAUGAACGGUCCGUCUACACAUGUGACGCGUGUGACCAAUACGGAUCUGGAUUCACUUACCAUUGCUCAAACUGCAACUACAAUCUUCAUGUGGGAUGUACCUUCAUCCCUGAGACCAUAGAUCGUGAAGACCAUGAACAUCCACUCACUCUACUGUAUUGCACACCAUGUAAAGGUCAUGAAGACACGAUCUUCACUUGCAGUGUUUGUGAAGAAACUAUUUCAGAAGAUCUAUGGAUGUAUUACUGCAAGGAAUGUGACUAUGGAACACAUGUACAUUCAUGUGCCACAUACGAAGAUCAAGAAUCUGAUGAAGAGGAAGAAGAAGAAGAUCAAGACGAAGACGAAGGAGGAGAAGCGAGUUCUCCAGCUUCUAGGAUAAAGUCGUUGAUGAAGGCGCGAGACGAGAUGGCAGCUAUGCAGCUAGAGGCACGUAUUGAGAAUGAUGCAAGGAAUGCUGCGCUUGAUCUAUGGGAUGACCCAAAACGCAGAUAUUAUUGGUGAUCAGGGAUGAAUAUAUUUUAUGAAGAUGUGUGAUUGUUUCCUUCUUUGCUAAAUCUGGUAUCCGGAAUAAAGAAACAAUAGUUAUACUCUUUCUAUUGUUUGCCCACAAAAAUAUAUAUAUAUAUACUCUUUCUAUUUC
Camelina sativa (false flax) is the source of this 946-nucleotide messenger RNA. The record is from RefSeq and is a predicted model, not a curated record. Lineage: Eukaryota; Viridiplantae; Streptophyta; Magnoliopsida; Brassicales; Brassicaceae.